This is a messenger RNA of Dioscorea cayenensis subsp. rotundata (Guinea yam), 696 nucleotides long. Its product is annotated as conserved oligomeric Golgi complex subunit 2-like. The transcript is spliced from 7 exons. Bases 127 to 579 code for a protein of 150 amino acids. Gene Ontology annotation, cellular component: membrane; COG complex. Lineage: Eukaryota; Viridiplantae; Streptophyta; Magnoliopsida; Dioscoreales; Dioscoreaceae. Gene Ontology annotation, biological process: intra-Golgi vesicle-mediated transport; protein transport; Golgi organization. The record is from RefSeq and is a predicted model, not a curated record.
AAAAGACCUACAAAGUUUCUAAAGAACUAUAAAACAAGCAUGUUGUUCUUGGACUAUCUUGAAGGUUAGUGUACAUCCAGAUCAGCAGUUACUAAAUUUCGGUCAGCACCUAUAUAUGUAGACUUUAUGAGGCAGUGGAAUGUUGGUGUUUAUUUCUCACUGAGUUUUCAGGAAAUUGCGGGCACUUUGGAUUCUGUCCUUACAGUUGGUAGUAUUACGUUUGUUGAUGAUUUAAAUGACAAUGGAGGGAAAGACCAUAAGCUCCUGAUGAGGCAAAGCGUUGUCUUGAUGGAAAGCUUGAGAUCCUGCUGGAAUGAAAAUGUGAUUGUUUUUUCUUCUACUGAUAAGUUCCUUAGAUUGUCUUUGCAACUUAUUUCGAGGCUCUCAAGUUGGUUGUCUUCUGGUCUGGAAGCUCGGAAAGCACACCAUUUGAGCUCAAAUUCUACAACAAACUCGGCACAUGGCAAGCUGAGCCUGGCGUUGUUGGUCAGGCUGUCAUCACCGCUGUCAAGGCAUGCUACAGGCAUAUUGAUUGUGCACAGACUUAUGGAAAUGAGAAUGAGAUUGGUUUGGCUUUAAAAAAGCUGUUUGAUGAUGGAGUGGUGAAACGUGAAGUACUAUUUAUAACCUCCAAACUUCGUUUGCAGGUGUGGUGAUCAUGAUCCAGAAGAUGUACCAGAGGCACCGGAAGCAACC